GCUCCCGACGUUUGCUUCCGGGUCGGAGCCAUGGCGGUGGCAAAUUCAAGCCCUGUCAACCCCGUGGUGUUCUUUGAUGUCAGUAUUGGCGGCCAGGAAGUUGGCCGCAUGAAGAUCGAGCUCUUUGCAGAUGUUGUGCCCAAGACGGCCGAGAACUUUAGGCAGUUCUGCACUGGAGAAUUCAGAAAAGAUGGGGUUCCUAUUGGAUACAAAGGAAGCACCUUCCACAGGGUCAUAAAGGAUUUCAUGAUUCAGGGUGGAGACUUUGUUAAUGGAGAUGGUACUGGCGUUGCCAGUAUUUACCGAGGACCAUUUGCCGAUGAAAAUUUUAAGCUUAGGCACUCAGCUCCAGGUCUGCUUUCUAUGGCCAACAGCGGUCCCAGUACAAACGGCUGUCAGUUCUUUAUCACCUGCUCGAAGUGCGAUUGGCUGGAUGGGAAGCACGUAGUAUUUGGAAAAAUCAUUGAUGGCCUUCUGGUGAUGAGAAAGAUUGAGAAUGUUCCCACAGGCCCCAACAAUAAACCCAAGCUGCCUGUGGUGAUCUCACAGUGUGGGGAGAUGUAGUCCAGACCGAGACUGAACCAGGUGCGGGCGGCUCCCUCCGCGUGCACAAGCGUGUGCUGCUGCAGUUGAACGCACAGGUCCUUUUCCUUCAAACAACGGACCUCCCAUAGCUACUGGAGGAUAAGAGUGACAAUACAAAGCUCAGAAUUUGUACGUUUGGGGUCUCUCUUCUGCGUUUCUCUUCUUCUGCGUUUUCUGAGUCCUUCACGGGAAGUUGCUGGAAGCCCCUUCCGAGGGGGGGAUCACGAGCUUUCCCCUCCUGUCUGCCGUUAGCAGAAGCAUGUGCACUCUGCCCCAUGAAGGCCCUCCUCUCAGCCCGGGGCUCCAGCAGGACAAGCUCCUCAGGGGCCACUUGAUGUUCCGGAGGCCCUGUGGAACCGGGCCCUGGAAGAGGCCAUCCUUUCGGUGACGAGGGCGACGCUCUGUCUCUGCUGCCCUGUUUGGAAGGUUCUGGCCACAGGACUGUUGAGCACUUGAGAUGUGGCUAGUAUGACUGAGGGAUGAAGUUUUAAUUUAAACAAUUCAAGGGCCACGUGCAGCUACUGGCUAUUAAAUGGGACAGUGAGCUCCAAACUUAGGUUCCUCCCAUUCAGUCUCAUAAUCUUGACUUGCUCAGAACUCCAUCUCAUAAGUGUUAGAGACGCUAUAAUAAAAGCAAUUAUCAUUUAUCAAAU
Lepus europaeus (European hare) is the source of this 1238-nucleotide messenger RNA. RefSeq names its product peptidylprolyl isomerase H (gene PPIH). Gene Ontology annotation, cellular component: intracellular membrane-bounded organelle. Gene Ontology annotation, biological process: protein peptidyl-prolyl isomerization; protein folding. The record is from RefSeq and is a predicted model, not a curated record. NCBI's taxonomy places the organism in Eukaryota, Metazoa, Chordata, Mammalia, Lagomorpha, Leporidae. Bases 31 to 564 code for a protein of 177 amino acids. Gene Ontology annotation, molecular function: peptidyl-prolyl cis-trans isomerase activity. The transcript has 10 exons.